GUUUAUACUUCCAUAUAAUCAAUGUAUACAUUCUUCUCAAAAGGCAACACCGCCAUGUCUGCUAUAUUGCUCCUUAUUGGAUUAUUAUCUUCCACUGGAGUACAAUUUACCGGUGCACAAUCCGUGGGUGUCUGCUAUGGAUUAAAUGGAAACAACUUACCAACUAAGCAAGCUGUGGUGGAUUUAUAUAAAUCAAAAGGAAUUGGCAAAAUGCGUAUGUACGAUCCAGAUGAAGGAGUCCUUCAAGCCCUUAGAGGUUCAAACAUAGAGGUGAUCCUUGGUGUCUCUGAUAAAAACAAGCUUCAAGAUCUUACUAAUGCUCGAGCUGCAACAGAUUGGGUCAAUAAGUAUGUGAAAGCAUACUCACCAAACGUCAAAAUCAAGUACAUUGCAGUUGGUAACGAGGUUCACCCAGGUGAUGCUGCAGCAGGGUCUGUUCUUCCCGCAAUAAAAAACAUUCAGAAAGCAAUUUCUUCAGCCAAUUUACAAGGACAAAUCAAGGUCUCCACCGCAAUAGACACUACCUUACUAGGCAAGUCUUACCCACCAAAAGAGGGUGUUUUCAGUGAUAGUGCGAGUCAAUAUAUAAAGCCUAUUAUAAGCUUCCUAGCAAGCAACGGAGCACCACUUCUUGCAAACGUGUACCCUUAUUUCUCCUAUGUUAAUAACCGACAAAGCAUUGGUCUUGACUAUGCUUUGUUUACUAAAAAAGGAGCAAACGAAGUUGGGUAUCAAAACCUGUUUGAUGCAUUGUUGGAUUCUGUGUAUGCUGCUCUUGAGAAAGUAGGGGCACCAAAUGUGAAGGUUGUUGUAUCUGAGAGUGGUUGGCCAUCUGAAGGUGGAACUGCAGCUACUGUUGAUAACGCAGGAACUUACUAUAAGAAUCUGAUUAAUCACGCCAAGGGUGGCACUCCAAAGAGGCCUAAUGGACCCAUUGAGACUUAUCUCUUUGCUAUGUUUGAUGAAAACCUGAAGCAGGGUCCAGAAAUUGAGAGACACUUUGGUCUCUUCAGACCUGACAAAUCACCUAAGUACCAACUCAGUUUCAACUGAAACAUGUGAUUACUGAUUAUAAACUCAGUGUGUCACUUACUUAGAAUAAGGGUACCUCGUACCUAUAUGGUUUUAGUUUUACUCCAAUAAUGUACUACAAACUUUAUAUAUGUUUCUAAUAAAGGCGAAUGAUC
This is a messenger RNA of Gastrolobium bilobum, 1187 nucleotides long. Its product is annotated as glucan endo-1,3-beta-glucosidase-like. Gene Ontology annotation, biological process: carbohydrate metabolic process. Gene Ontology annotation, cellular component: plasma membrane. Gene Ontology annotation, molecular function: hydrolase activity, hydrolyzing O-glycosyl compounds. The coding region runs from base 22 to 1053 and encodes 343 amino acids. NCBI's taxonomy places the organism in Eukaryota, Viridiplantae, Streptophyta, Magnoliopsida, Fabales, Fabaceae. The record is from RefSeq and is a predicted model, not a curated record. The transcript is spliced from 2 exons.